Stegodyphus dumicola is the source of this 1773-nucleotide messenger RNA. Its product is annotated as piggyBac transposable element-derived protein 4-like. The record is from RefSeq and is a predicted model, not a curated record. NCBI's taxonomy places the organism in Eukaryota, Metazoa, Arthropoda, Arachnida, Araneae, Eresidae.
UUUUUCAAAAUGGCUUGUGCGCGGUAUAUUGAUUCUGAUUCCAGUGAAUCCGAUUCCGAAGAUGAUUUUGGAAGUGAAUACCGUUUAGAUGUUUCAGAAUCUGAUUGUUCAGAUUUCGGUACUUCUGAAACAGAAAGUGAUUCUGAUUCAGAAAGCUUGAGUGAUGCUCGUCAGUGGUGUGAACUCAAUAGGGAUACACCAAAUCCUGCUCCCCCAGAAUUUAUAUUUCAAGGACACCCAGGACUAAAUUUUUUUCCUGACAGUGACGACAUUUUGCAGUUUUUUGAAUAUUUUUUUGAUGAUGGAACUCUACAAAUUAUAUGUAAUGAAACAAAUCGUUAUGCUUCUCAGUACUUGAAAAAGAAUGAAUUGAAAAAGGAAUCAAGGGCACAAAAAUGGUAUCCAACUACAAAAAAUGAAAUUAUGAUAUUAUUAGUGGUUUUCACUUUACAGGGCAUCGCGAAAAAGCCCGAAGAAGAUUUAUAUUGGUGUAAAAAAGAAAUAUUUCAUACACCUAUAUUUGGGAAACUUCUUUCAAAGAGAAGAUACAAACUCUUGGUGCAAUUUUUACAUUUUGCGGACAAUGAGGUUUAUGAUCCCGAAUCGCACCCUAAUCCGAAAUUGUGUAAAAUAUGGCCUUUGUUCGAGCGUUUGAAUGGGAAAUUUAUGAACGCAUAUUCUCUAAGUAAAAACGUUUCUAUUGAUGAAAGUUUGAUGUUGUAUAAGGGGCGCCUUGGUUGGGUGCAAUAUAUGCCACUCAAAAGAGCUAGGUUUGGCAUAAAAUUUUACAUGUUAUGCGAAUCCGAAUCUGGUUACAUAUGGUCAUGCAUAAUCUACACGGGUAAAGGAACCAUUUUGAAUGAGCAAUUCAAAAAUUUGCCUGUGUCAUCACAAGUCGUGAUGACACUAUUGUAUCCCCUUUUGAAGAAAGGGCACUGUGUAACGACGGAUAAUUUUUAUACGUCCCCAGAACUGGCAGAAUUGCUAAUAGCAUAUAAAACCGAUAUAUAUGGCACAGUUCGCUUGAACAGGAAAGGUAUGCCUAUUGAUCUAAAAAAAAGGAAGUUGAAAAAGGGAGAAAUUGCUGCAUUUCAAAAGGGAAAAAUCAUGGUUCUGAAAUGGAAGGACAAAAAGGAUGUAGCACUGCUUUCCACUGUGCACAACAUGGAGAUGGUUGCAGUUACCCGCAGGAAGGAAAAUAAAAUGAAACCAAAAGUGGUAGUAGAUUACAAUGGAACUAUGGGAGGGGUCGACCGUGUAGACCAAAGACUAAGCAGUUACAAUGUCACUAAAAGAAGAGGAAAAAAAUAUUACAAAAAGAUAUUUCUCCAUUUAUUGGAUAUAACACUAUGGAAUUCAUAUGUGUUGUACACAAAAUCUGGUGGAAAAAGAAGUCAUCUUCAGUACAGGACGAAAAUAAUAGAAAACAUUAUUGAAAAGUACCACUCGGUAGAAUUUUCUGCCAAAAAAGGACGUCCUUCUGCUGAUCACCCCCCAUCACGUCUGUCUGAAAGACAUUUUGUUGAUUACAUUCCACCAACGGAGAAAAAAAGUAAUCCAAGAAGACAGUGUAUUAUUUGCUGCUCAAAGAGAGACAGUAGAGGGAAGAAGGUAAGAAGAGAAACAAGAUUCUACUGUCCAGAUUGCGAUGUUGGACUCUGUGCAGUACCGUGCUUUCGAAUGUACCAUACACGAUCAAAUUUUGAUUAAUAAUUUCAUAAUAAUUUAUGUAAAUGCACAGGAUAUAAAUAAAAUUUGUAAUUCAAGAUUAAA